Messenger RNA from Ustilaginoidea virens, 510 nucleotides. RefSeq lists its product as uncharacterized. The coding region runs from base 1 to 510 and encodes 169 amino acids. The record is from RefSeq and is a predicted model, not a curated record. NCBI's taxonomy places the organism in Eukaryota, Fungi, Ascomycota, Sordariomycetes, Hypocreales, Clavicipitaceae. The transcript is spliced from 2 exons.
AUGUCUCGCGCGUGGCCAACCCGCUCCAGCGCCUCCGCCACCAAGCGCCUCAUCAAGGAGCUCGACGCCUGGCGCCGGGACCAGCACGACGAGCCGGGCAUCGAGCGCCUCGGCCCCGUCCGCGAAGACAACCUGCUGGAGUGGGAGGCCGUCAUCAACGGACGCGGCGUGGGAUCCGGCUACGACGGCGGCCGGUGGCUCGUCGCCGUCUCCAUCCCCGCCGCGUACCCGCUGCAGCCGCCGGGGGUGCGGUUCGUCACGCCCGUCGUGCACCCCAACAUCGCGCUGCACACCGGCGAGAUAUGCCUGGACCUGCUGAAGGAGGCGUGGACGCCGGCCUACAGCGUGCUGGAGUGCCUGCGGGCGGUGCGCGUGCUCCUGGGGUGUCCGGAGCCGGACAGCCCGCUCAACGUGGACGCGGCGGCGCUGCUGAGGGGGGGGGACGUCGUCGGCUCCAGGAGGCUGGUGGAGUGCUGGUGCGCCGACGGCGGGAGGUACGAUGGGCCUUGA